AAUGCAGGAGCACAGAGCGGCCUUCACAGUGGAGAUGUUUCAGAUUACAACCGUGAUGUGCUAGUUAUCAGACACAAUGCUCUAACCUCAACUUUUAUACCCACCAAAUUCUUAUUCUGAAUAAUUUGAUCAUUACAAUCAGUAGCAAAUGACAGAAUACGUCCCACAUUUCUCCUGUCACAUGUAGAUGUAGGAAAAGCUCAGGUAAAUAUAAAGUCUGAAUUCAGGUUGUAGACCGUUGAUCAUUUGGAUCCCCCUUUACAUUGAUUACAUAUUUAAAGUUUCAUUACUGAUCGUUAACGCCACCACUAGAAAUAUGCCAUGAGAAGAAGGGCAUCAAUAGAUAUUAUAUAUAGUCUAUGAAUACAUUAACGUAAUGUUAUGUGUUCAAAUGUAGUCUUGUAAAAUGUGUUAUUUGGCGAGGUACAAAAUAGAAAACUAAUGUCAAGCAUAAUAUACAAUUAAAACUACUUAAACCUACUUAUUUUUAUCCGUAACACUUAUUUGGUAAUUAUUUGAAUGAUUUAUUUGAUGCAAAUAAUCACCAAUGGUCGCAGUAAAUUGGCUGUUUUAUUUUUUUCAUCACUCACCCAUUGACAUCCAUUAAUGCACUGAUGGCAGGAACGACCACACACGGUGACACCUGCCAAUCACCAACUCACAUUCAGCAAGAUUUGACUUUUAAGUACAAGUACUAGAAUUCAUUCGAAUAUCUACCGAUAGAAGAUCGAUUUCGUUAUUAUUCUUUGGGGAGUAUUUCCUGUGCCGAUGUGGGUUUCGGGACAGAGGAUGUCGCAUGUGUACAGACCCCUCGAUUUUGGGCUAUACAAAAUAAAAUGAAUUAUUAAGUUUGUAACUGAUAUUGUGUUUUAGAUACACAAGACGUGAGAACAAACUGCUGUUAGUUAUAAAUUAGAGAUACUUUAUACUUAAUUUUAUGAACAGAAAUGGAUCAAAGUGAGCUCAAGGAGACGAGUUAUGGACCUAAAAUAUCACUUUCUACUUUUCUCUCCGCAACAUUGCAAAUGUUGAGAAUAAAUACUUUCAAUUUGCUUUUGUGUGAUUAAGAACUAACUUAGCAUUUUUGAGUUUUAUGAAGCAGGAGGAAGCAGCAUUAAGCUGCAGGAGAACAUGGUGUGUGGUGACAUUCAGCUACUAGUGUGGACAUAUUCUGUAACAUCGUGGAUGACUGACUGAAUUCAAGUGUGGGGAAAAGGGAAGGAAACUAAGGAACGACAGGAAGUGGAAAGCUGUGUGGCCAGCAAAACAUAUAACAACAUAAGAGCAUCUCCUUUGGCCAGAACCCCGUGCUGUUGGCUGCAGAGACUGAAGUGGGUUUCAGGCCGGGCCCUUCAGCAACGACGGGAAAAGGAGAGACACGCAGGAAGAAAUAAAGGAAGUAAAAAUACAGAGUGCGUGGAGCGAUGUCCUAUCAGCUUUGUCCGUCAGUCUACCUUAUCAACGCAUUAGCUGGCGAGAGGACAACAUCCCAGGGCUGUAACGGGUCAACUUGUUGGGAGGAGGGCCUGAUAAGGACGCUCAGCACCCACACGUCCCCCCAGUGACACUGAUCCUCUGAUGCAGAAAGCCACCACAACCUCCACCAGAUCUUCAGAGAGCUUCUAGUCGCCAGACCACAAGAGAGCCGUCAUGUUGAGUAAAGACCUUCAAGACAUUGAGAGCCUCCUGGCUCUCAAUCCCAGGGUCAAGACUUGUGCAGAGGUCAUGUCCACAGCGAGCAAGAAGAAGGAGAAGAAACACUGGAAGAGAAACCCUGAGAAGCAGUGUGAUUCUCGUGUGAAGCUGGAGAACAACUUUGAUGAUAUCAAGCACACGACGCUGAGCGAGCGCGGCGCCCUACGAGAAGCUCUGAGGUGUCUCAAGUGUGCGGAUGCCCCCUGUCAGAAGAGCUGCCCCACGAACAUUGACAUAAAGUCAUUUAUCACCAGCAUCUCGAAUAAGAACUACUACGGGUCAGCCCGGGCCAUCCUGUCUGACAACCCGCUGGGUCUGACCUGUGGAAUGGUGUGUCCCACGUCAGAGCUGUGCGUGGGGGGCUGCAACUUGUACGCGUCCGAAGAGGGACCCAUCAACAUCGGAGGGCUUCAGCAGUUUGCUACCGAGGUGUUUAGCAAGAUGGGCAUCCCUCAAAUUAGGAAUCCGGAGCUCCCACCAGCCGACGAGAUGCCAGAGUCUUACCACGCUCCUAUCGCUCUGAUUGGUUGUGGCCCAGCGUCAAUCAGCUGUGCCUCCUUCCUGGCCCGUCUCGGAUAUGACAAUAUUACAAUAUUUGAGAAACAGAAGUACAUUGGAGGGCUGAGCACGUCGGAAAUCCCUCAGUUCCGGCUUCCCUUCGACGUGGUCCAGUUUGAAAUAGAACUGAUGAAGGACUUGGGAGUGAAGGUAGUGUGUGAAAAGGGGCUCGGUGUUGAUGGGAUGACUUUGACGUCCCUGAAAGAGGAAGGAUUUAAGGCUGUGUUCAUUGGGAUUGGUCUCCCUCAGGCCAACAGAGCUCAAAUCUUCCAGGGUCUAACUAUGGAUCAAGGCUUCUUCACCUCCAAAGACUUCCUGCCCAUGGUGGCCUCUGCCAGCAAGACAGGGAUGUGUCAGUGCCGCUCCUCUCUGCCAGAGUUAAGAGGCAUCGUGGUAGUUUUGGGGGCCGGCGACACCGCGUUCGACUGCGCCACCUCGGCUCUCCGCUGCGGGGCCAAGAGGGUCUACGUCUGCUUCCGGAAGGGUUUUAAUAACAUCAGGGCUGUUCCCGAAGAGAUGGAGUUGGCUAAAGAGGAGAAGUGUGAGUUCCUGCCCUUCCUAUCUCCUCGUGAGGUCAUCAUGAAGAACGGGCGGGUUGCCGGGUUACAGCUAUGUCGCACCGAGCAGACCGAAGAAGGGGAUUGGCUGGAGGAUGAGGAGCAAGUCGUCAGGCUGAAGGCUGAUUACCUCAUCAGUGCCUUCGGUUCCAUGCUCAACGAGCCCCAAGUGAGUGAGGCCAUGGCUCCUGUGAAGAUGAACCGCUGGGGCACUCCAGAGGUGAACACGGACACCAUGCAGACCAGUGAGCGCUGGGUGUUUGCAGGAGGAGACAUCGCCGGCUUGGCGAACACCACGGUGGAGUCGGUGAACGAUGGUAAACAGGCUUCGUGGCACAUUCACAGAUACAUGCAGUCUCUGCAUGGACAGACAGUGGACCCAGUGCCAAAGCUGCCCCUGUUUUACAGCGCUAUAGAUCAGGUGGACAUCAGCGUUGAGGUGUGUGGAAUAAAGUUUCCCAACCCGUUUGGCCUGGCGUCUGCUCCUCCCACCACCAGCACCGCCAUGAUCCGCAGAGCCUUCGAGCAGGGAUGGGGCUUUGCUCUGACCAAGACGUUUGGACUGAAUAAGGAUCUGGUGACCAACGUGUCUCCUCGCAUUGUGCGCGGCACCACCUCGGGUCACAUCUACGGCCCAGGCCAGGGCUCCUUCCUCAACAUCGAGCUCAUCAGCGAGAAGACGGCAGCCUACUGGUGUCAGUCGGUCACGGAGCUGAAGAAGGACUUCCCUCACAACGUGGUGAUCUCCAGUAUCAUGUGCAGUUACAACAAGGACGAUUGGACAGAACUAGCCACGAUGGCACAGGAAUCAGGGGCUGAUGCCUUGGAGCUGAACCUGUCUUGUCCUCACGGGAUGGGAGAGAGAGGCAUGGGACUGGCCUGUGGACAGGAUCCGGUGUUGGUGCGUAACAUCUGUCGAUGGGUGCGUGCAGCCACUUCCAUUCCCUUCUUUGCCAAACUGACACCAAACGUUACCAACAUCGUCGACAUUGCCAAGGCGGCUCAUGAAGGUGGAGCAGAUGGAGUAACAGCUACCAACACAGUGUCGGGUAUGAUGGGGCUGAAGGCCGACGGCUCCCCCUGGCCGAGUGUUGGGACGGGCAAACGCACCACGUAUGGAGGGGUCUCUGGUAAUGCCAUCAGACCCAUUGCUCUCAGAGCAGUGUCCGCCAUCGCCAGAGCAAUUCCUGGCUUCCCAGUCCUGGCCACCGGAGGCAUCGACUCGGCAGAGAGCGGCCUACAGUUCCUCCACGCCGGGGCGUCAGUGUUACAGGUGUGCAGUGCAGUACAGAACCAGGACUUCACAGUGAUCGAGGAUUACUGUGUGGGUCUGAAGGCCUUGUUGUACCUAAAGAGCCUGGAGCUGAAGGACUGGGACGGCCAGUCUCCUCCGACAGAGAGACACCAGAAGGGGAAACCAGUUCCCAGACUGGUGGACCUGGUGGGAAAGAGCCUCCCGAGCUUUGGGCCGUACCUCCAGCAGAGGACAGACGCCAUCGCAGAGUACAAGAAAAAGCUCCGAAACGUAGAAACAGACGUGAAGGACGUCGGCAUCGGCCGCGUCAACGAGGCAAAAAAAACUGUCCCCGCGGUCAAGGACGUGAUAGCCAGAGCGCUGCGCCACAUCGGAGCGUACCAGGAGCUCAACAACAUGGAGCAGGUCCAGGCUGUCAUAGAUGAGGAGAUGUGUAUCAACUGUGGAAAAUGUUACAUGACCUGCAACGACUCUGGAUACCAGGCCAUAACGUUUGACCCAGAGACCCACCUGCCCAGGGUGACCGACAGCUGCACGGGCUGCACUCUGUGCCUCAGCGUCUGUCCAAUCAUUGACUGCAUCAAGAUGGUUACCAUGGCGAAACCCUACAUACCCAAGAGGGGUGUGCCCAUCAGCCCGGUCUUCUGAAGGGAGAGACAUAUUUAAUCUAAACUGAUGUUAUGAAGUUGGGUUUUACGAUUAGAUUCAUCUGCCACAUGAGCUUUAUCUCAUUUGUGUUGUUCCAUUUUUGCAGAUAACUGGGAGGAGUUCAGAUGUGGUGGAAACAUGACAUAUGUGUUUAUCUACUUGAUGGGAGUAAUGUUUGGAUUUAUGAGACAUUUAGAAUUUAACCAAUUUAACCAUUACAAGAUCAGAAUUUACAAUUUAUCCAAAUAAACAUGUCAAUGAUUUCAUUGUAAUUCUGACUCAAAUUGCAGUAUUAAUUUGUUCAGCGUUGUCGCAUCCUCUUGCGAAUACUUCAUGUUCAAUGUGAUGAUUUUAAAUUCCAAUGGGCAUGUAUGUUUUGUUGGUUAAAAUACUGACAGCUAAACGGUGUAAAAGUGUGUCUGUGUUUCACAGUCUGUAGCUGCCGUUGUCUGAAAAACACCGAUGUUGCGUUCACGUGAAAUUCGCCUUGCCAGCUUUGUGCUGCAUUCGAAGUUGUUGUAAAAGUACCCUUUUCCCAUUGUUUUAGUUAUAUGUCAUUGUUAUUACAUUAUUAUUAAUUCAUUUAAUUUUGAGCUGAGUAUCGUUUCUUUUUUUUACUAACUAUAAUAUAUAUACUAUAUAUAAAAACAUUUUUGUGUUAGCACCCGGAAAAUGUUGUGUUCCUCCUUUUUUUUUUCUGUGUCAAGGGUAAAUUGUGCCUUUGUUAUACCAUGGCUGUUGUUGGGUGAAAUUAUAGAUGUAUUGGUCAAUUGGUCACUAACCUGAUGAAGUUGUUAACAAAUAAAUAAAAUAUGUGCCU
Messenger RNA from Pungitius pungitius (ninespine stickleback), 5533 nucleotides. RefSeq names its product dihydropyrimidine dehydrogenase b (gene dpydb). The record is from RefSeq and is a predicted model, not a curated record. NCBI's taxonomy places the organism in Eukaryota, Metazoa, Chordata, Actinopteri, Perciformes, Gasterosteidae. The transcript is spliced from 27 exons. Bases 1651 to 4713 code for a protein of 1020 amino acids. Gene Ontology annotation, molecular function: iron-sulfur cluster binding; NADP binding; dihydropyrimidine dehydrogenase (NADP+) activity. Gene Ontology annotation, cellular component: cytosol; cytoplasm. Gene Ontology annotation, biological process: uracil catabolic process; thymine catabolic process.